UUUUAUAUGAUAGAUUUACAAGCGAUGUAAAGUUAAAUAAUUAUUACUGAAUGCAGCGUUGUAAUGCUCUAUCUAACAUUAAUCUCGUUGUUUGUGUGAGUAAAGCGCGUCCACACGUGAAGACUCUCAGAUCGUGAAUCAGUUUACAUUAAACACGAGUUCAGACACUGAGAAACUAUUCAAGGGACUUCUUAUUGAUGUGAUUUAUUCGACAGUUUGGGUUUAUUAGUCUCUCUGUUAAUGAUUCUCGUCUUAAACAGACAGAAAAGCUGCUGAAACAGCUGAGAUUCAUGACACAUUAUUAUAAAGAUGGAGUUUAUUAAAGAGGAGACUGAAGAUGUGAAGAUUGAAGAAGCAUUCAGACUGAAACAAGAAGAUACCGAGGAACAAACAGACCUGAUGCCGCUGAAAGAGGAGAGUCAAGAACUGAAUGAAAAGGAAGAACAAAGUCUGUAUGAAAAUUUAGAUUUCACAACUGGAGAAAAAACUUUUGGUUGCUCACUGACUAAAAAGACAUCCACACAAAAUAGAAGCCUCUCCUGCAUUCAGUGUGGAAAGUUUUUAUCUAGCCAUGCAUACCUUGAAGUCCAUAUGAGAAUUCACAAAGGAGAGAAGCCUUUUACAUGCAAACAGUGUGGAAGGAGUUUCACUGAAAAAGGAAGCCUUACCAGGCACAUGAGAAUUCAUACUGGAGAGAAGCCGUUCACCUGCCAACAAUGUGGAAAAAGUUUCUCUGAUAGUGGAAACCUUAACGGCCACAUGAAUGUUCACACUGCAGAGAGACCUUUCACCUGCUCUCAGUGUGGAAAAAGUUUCAACCAAAGAAGAAUACUUAAAAAACACAUGCAAUUUCACUGUGGAGAGAAGCCUUUCAUAUGUCCACAGUGUGGAAAGAGCUUCAGGCAAAAAGAAACAUUUAACUCCCAUUUGAGAGAGCACACUGGAGAAAACAUGUUCAAAUGUGGUCAGUGUGGAAAGAGCUUCAGACAUAAAGUAACAUUUAACACGCAUUUGAGAGAGCACACUGGAGAAAACCCAUACGUAUGCGGUCAGUGUGGAAAGAGCUUCAGAUGUAAAGUAAAUCUUACAAUGCACAAAAGAGUUCACAUUGUUCACAAACCAGACGGACCUGAAAUGUCAGUUGCAAUCCCGACAGUAGCAUACUGUUUUCUAUUAAAAUAGUAAUAUAUUGUAGAAAACGAUGAAUUCUGGGCAUUAUCUUCCAUUUUCUGUGAUGGCAAAUUUACUGUGAAUUAAAGGGAACCUAUUAUGCCCCUUUUUUUACUAGAUGUAAUAUAACACCGGCUUCCCCAGAAUGUGUCACUGAUUCAGCUUAAAAUACCCCAUAGAUUAUUUAUUAUAUCAUUCUGAGAAUUACCAUUAUUGAGCGGAAGCAAAAACAUGCUAUUUUUGUGCAUGUCUUUAAAUGUAAAUGAGCUGUUGUUCCCCAACCCCUUCCCUGAAUAAGGUUAUGCCUUUACAGCUUACGUCUUGGAUAGUCUGUCAAAAUAAAACACAUAUUUGGUUUUGAUUA
Molecule: messenger RNA, 1534 nt
Organism: Cyprinus carpio (common carp)
Lineage: Eukaryota; Metazoa; Chordata; Actinopteri; Cypriniformes; Cyprinidae
Product: gastrula zinc finger protein XlCGF7.1-like
Exons: 2
Coding region: 310-1182 (290 amino acids)
Biological process (GO): regulation of transcription by RNA polymerase II
Molecular function (GO): DNA-binding transcription factor activity, RNA polymerase II-specific; RNA polymerase II cis-regulatory region sequence-specific DNA binding
Source: RefSeq, a predicted model, not a curated record